GUGGGUGGGGUUGGGUUCGGAAACCUCCAAACGACUUCCUUUCCUUUCCUGAUAAACCCCAAAUCCCGCGCAACCUUCGUUCACAAACACACUUUUCUGUCUCCCCAUCCCCACCCUAACAUGGACGACAAAGCCCACGCAUAUUCCAACCAACCUGGAGCCUCACCAGCAAUGGAAAUGGCAGAGGAAGCUCAAUGGAAGCUCUACGAGGCCUACAAUGAGCUGCACGGCCUCGCUCAGGAGUUUUCCACGCCCUUCGACGCUCCGGCGGUGCUCGUGGUCGGCCACCAGACUGACGGAAAGAGCGCUCUCGUCGAGGCACUAAUGGGGUUUCAGUUCAACCACGUCGGCGGCGGUACCAAGACCCGCCGCCCCAUCACGCUGCACAUGAAAUUCAACCCCGAUUGUCAAACUCCACUCUGCUACCUCUUGUCUGACUCCGACCCCUCGCUUCUUCACGAGAAAUCCCUCCAGGAGAUCCAGGUUUAUAUUGAAGCUGAAAAUCUGAGGCUGGAACGAGAGUCUUGCCAAUUCUCAUCUAAAGAAAUUAUAAUUAGAAUAGAAUACAAGUACUGUCCGAACCUUACUAUAAUAGACACUCCUGGUCUUGUUGCACCGGCACCAGCUCGCAAAAACCGUACAUUGCAGAAUCAAGCUCGUGCGGUGGAGUCGUUAGUACGAGCUAAAAUGCAGCAUAAGGAGUUCAUAAUAUUGUGCCUUGAAGAUUGCAGUGAUUGGAGCAAUGCCACAACUCGGAGAAUAGUGAUGCAAAUUGAUCCAGAACUUUCAAGAACCGUACUUGUCUCAACAAAGCUUGAUACAAAAAUCCCCCAAUUUGCUCGAGCUUCAGAUGUAGAAGUUUUUCUUUCACCACCAUCCAGCACACUUGAUGGCUUCAUGUUAGGUGAUUCACCUUUUUUCACUUCUGUUCCUUCUGGAAGAGUUGGAUCUGGCCAUGAAUCUGUAUACAGAUCUAAUGAUGAGUUCAAACAGGCUAUAUCUUUAAGAGAGAUGGAAGAUAUAGUAGCUCUGGAGGAAAAAUUGGGUAGAACACUUUCAAAACAGGAAAAGAAUAGAAUUGGUGUUAGCAGCCUUAAGUUGUUCUUGGAAGAGUUGCUGCAGAAACGGUAUAUGGACAGUGUUCCACUGAUCAUUCCACUUCUUGAAAAAGAGUAUCGGAGCACAACAAAGAAGCUAAAUGACAUAAAUCAGGAACUCAGCACUUUGGAUGAAGCUAAGCUGAAGGAAAAGGGGAGGGCCUUCAAUGAUCUGUUUUUGACUAAGCUCUCACUUCUGUUGAAAGGGACAGUUAUUGCACCACCUGAUAAAUUUGGGGAAACACUCCAAGAUGAAAGAGUUCAUGGUGGUGCAUUUACAAGCGCAGAUGGUCUUCAGUUUCCCCACAAGUUAAUUCCUAAUGCAGGGAUGCGUCUUUAUGGAGGUGCUCAAUAUCAUCGUGCAAUGGCUGAGUUUCGUUUUGUUGUUGGGGGUAUCAAAUGUCCACCUAUAACACGUGAAGAAAUUGUAAAUGCUUGUGGAGUAGAGGACAUUCAUGAUGGAACAAAUUAUUCAAGAACUGCUUGUGUAAUUGCUGUUGCUAAGGCUCGUGACACCUUUGAGCCUUUUCUUCAUCAGUUGGGUGGCAGGUUGCUUCAUAUUUUAAAGAGGUUGCUUCCAAUUUCAGUUUUUCUUCUUCAGAAAGAUGGUGAAUAUCUUAGUGGCCAUGAAGUUUUCCUGAAGCGUGUUGCCUCUGCAUUUAACAACUUCGCUGAAUCGACAGAGAGAUCAUGCCGUGAAAAGUGUAUGGAAGAUUUAGUGAGCACCACUCGCUAUGUUUCAUGGUCUCUGCACAAUAAGAAUAGGGCUGGUUUGCGUCAAUUCUUGGAUUCAUUUGCUGGAUCAGAACCAUCUACAAUGGGUGUACAUUCUAGCAGUCUAUCUCCAGAGUUUUCGUCUGGUUUUGUAGGCAAUAAUGAUAAGCAAGAUGUUAAGUCCAGGACAGAUGUGAAGCUCAACAAUUUGGCCUCCGGAAAUGAUUCAGCCGGCAGUGUUGCAACAACAGAGACAAGGCUUGCCGACCUUUUAGAUAGUACAUUAUGGAACAGAAGGCUUGCUCCUUCAUCUGAAAGAAUUGUUUAUGCGUUGGUUCAACAAAUAUUCCAUGGAAUCCGAGAAUAUUUCCUGGCAUCCACAGAGCUCAAGUUCAACUGUUUCCUUCUUAUGCCUGUUGUCGACAAGCUGCCCGCACUUCUCCGGGAGGACUUGGACUCUGCAUUUGAAGAUGUGGAUAAUGUCUUUGACAUUACCACAAUGAGACAUGCUCUUGCGCAGAGGAAGCGGGAAACUGAGAUCGAGCUUAAAAGGUUGCAAAGACUGAAAGAAAAAUUCAGGAAAAUUCACGAACAACUUGUUUCGAAUGAAGCCAUAUUCAGGCCAUAGCAGGCAAGCAUUUUCCUGUGUGUGUGUGCUGCUUAUUGAGUUAUAUUUAAACCACUUUUUAUGUAACAAUGGCAGAUGUAUUAGAAAUUGUGCUGCUUUCAUCCAAUGUACACUGUAUUUGGGUGAUGAGUAUAUUAACCAUAUUAAGCAUUUAUCAAGGUGUGUAAUGAGUAUUAUUAUUGUGUCUUUACUGGCUUACCACCAUCACAUUUUGAUUUUUGAGUGUCUGUUUUGGGUUGUCAAUGGAGUAUGAUAUUGGCCUAUAA
This is a messenger RNA of Andrographis paniculata, 2705 nucleotides long. Its product is annotated as dynamin-like protein ARC5. Lineage: Eukaryota; Viridiplantae; Streptophyta; Magnoliopsida; Lamiales; Acanthaceae. Gene Ontology annotation, molecular function: GTP binding; microtubule binding; GTPase activity. The transcript has 17 exons. Bases 121 to 2439 code for a protein of 772 amino acids. Gene Ontology annotation, cellular component: cytoplasm; microtubule; membrane. The record is from RefSeq and is a predicted model, not a curated record.